AUGGAAAUAGCUCCAAUUUACUGUAAGAUAAGUAAAUAUUCGCAAUUCAACGAAUAUCUGAAUCUCAACACGCCGCUCCAGAUUGGCGGAGUGUUAAGGGACAAGUUUGACUACACUUACAGCCGCUGGCAGUACAUGCCAGUCGGGGUCGGUUUCCAGGGGUGCAUUCGCGAGUUUAAGCACAACGGAAUUCUGUACGACCUGUCCCACCCGGGACUGUCUAAGGGUAGUGCGCCCGGUUGUUUGUACACGCAGGAGGUGUGCGAUCUGAAUCCACAGGUCGGCCGGUGUCUCGAACACGGCAAGUGUGUCGGUAGCUAUGUCGAGGCCAAGUGUGAAUGCAAUCCCGGUUGGACGGGCACGUACUGCAGCUUGCCGACCACGCCAACUACGUUCAAGACGCACAGUUACGUGAAGUACGCGCUCAGCUUUGAGCCAGAUAAGUUCACGACGCAGAUUCAGCUGCGGUUCCGCACGCGUGAAACGUACGGUGAGCUGUUCCGCAUCAGCGAUCAGCAUAUGCGCGAGUACGGCAUCAUUGAGCUGAAGGACGCCAAGGUGUACUUCCGGUACAGCUUAAACACGGGCCAGGUGGAGGAGCAGGAGGUAGCGUUGACGGCGGUCAAGGUGGACGAUGGACAGUGGCACGUGGUGAAGGUGCAAAGGUACGGCUCAGCGGCCAUCCUGGAAAUGGACGGGGGUGAGGGUGCCAACUUCAACCAGAGCUUCUCGUUCGACGGACAUCAGUGGCUUUCGGUGGACAAGCAGGAGGGUGUGUAUGCGGGUGGCAAGCCGGAGUUUACCGGCGUGAAGACGUACGAUGUCAAAUCGGACUAUCAGAAGAUUUGCAUCGACGAUAUAAGAUUGGACGGUAAAAGCUUGCCACUUCCGCCAUCCACCAACGGUACCCAGUGGGGUCAGGCCACGAUGGCGAAGAACAUCGACCGCUACUGUUCCUCCAACAAUCCUUGCCAGAACGCGUACUGUCCGGAUCCGUUCGAGUGUGUUGACCUAUGGAACAAGUACGAGUGCGCUUGUGGCGAUGGUAUGACUAUCUCACCGGAAGGCAAGACCUGCAUCGAUCGAAAUGAGUGUCUAGACUACCCAUGUCUGAAUGGGGGCACUUGCAUAAACCAGGAACCGGGCCUAAAGUACAAGUGCAUCUGUCCAGACUCGUACUGGGGCGCGAGUUGUGAGUUUCUGAAAGAACGACAAGCGCUUAAAUUCAGCACCAGUGCCUUGGCCGCCGUUAUAGCCGGCCUAUUACUGAUCAUUAGUAAGUGGAAUCGUGUCUCGAUGUGCUUUAAACAUUAUUUUGUAGAUCAUUUUUAA
Anopheles gambiae (African malaria mosquito) is the source of this 1332-nucleotide messenger RNA. Its product is annotated as putative neural-cadherin 2. The record is from RefSeq and is a predicted model, not a curated record. The coding region runs from base 1 to 1332 and encodes 443 amino acids. Gene Ontology annotation, molecular function: calcium ion binding. Lineage: Eukaryota; Metazoa; Arthropoda; Insecta; Diptera; Culicidae. The transcript has 3 exons.